This is a messenger RNA of Manduca sexta (tobacco hornworm), 806 nucleotides long. Its product is annotated as carbonic anhydrase 1. Gene Ontology annotation, molecular function: zinc ion binding; carbonate dehydratase activity. The record is from RefSeq and is a predicted model, not a curated record. Gene Ontology annotation, cellular component: cytoplasm. Lineage: Eukaryota; Metazoa; Arthropoda; Insecta; Lepidoptera; Sphingidae.
CGCGGAACACCAAGUCUGUUGUUUUCAGGGCAUAAUUUGAAAACUUGACGUGUCAUUCGUACGUAUAAAGAAUAAAUAUGGAAAAUAGAAUUGUGAAAAUCGAUCCGAGGCGUAUGACAGUGAUCCCGAAAGAGACUUCAGCUUCUGAUGGCAGUCGAGCAAACGGCCCACACGAUGCGGAGCAAAUAUCUAGACUGCGAGCGUCGCAGUCACCGAUCGCGAUCUCGCUGAGCCGAUGCCCCACGUGGUCCUCACUCGACCCCCUCCGAUUCAGAGGCUACUGGGACAGCGGCGAGAAGGCGAUAUUACUGAACAAUGGAUCUACUGCGUACUUUACUUUCACGGAUCAGUCCGUACGGCCAAUCCUGAGCGGCGGCCCACUGCUUGGCGAGUAUAUCUUUGAGCAGAUGCACUUCCACUGGUCAGUGGACGACUUCACUGGUUGUGAACACGUGCUGGAUGGACACGGAUAUGCAGCGGAAUGCCAUUUCGUCCACUAUAACAGCAAGUACGGUUCUCUAGAAGCGGCCGUGGGCCACCCGGACGGUCUCGCAGUAGUAGGAUUCUUAUUGGAGACGGUAGACGCUCCUAACCCCAGAUUUGACAGGCUGGUUGAAGGUUUGGAAGCUAUUAAGAAGAACGAGUCAGUCAAGAAUGUCACGUCAGAAGCGUUAUCCUGGAUGGACUCCGACGACCUUUCCGAGGGUAGCUACGUCACCUACAAGGGCUCUCUGACGACGCCGCCCUACACAGAAUGCGUUACGUGGAUCAUUUAUGAAAGACCUGUACAAGUCGGAGCUGAACAG